UUGUGCUACAUAGCAAUUCUUUGCAGUAGUUGUACGUGGUUAAUAGUAAAUUUAAAUCUAAGGGAUAUCUGCAAGCCGAAUUUUAAAUAGGUACACAAUUGAUAUAAAUAAAUUUCAAUUUUUCAAUUUCUUAUCCUAACAAUUGAUCUUGUUAUCUGUUAAUAAUAUCAAAGUGUAACGAUGACUAAAUUAACAAAGGAAGAGUCUCGACUCAAAAUGAAACGAAUUAGGACGUGGGGUCCAUAUUUAGGUGAACGUCAAUGGGCAACAGUUCGAGAAGAUUAUAGUCCUAAUGGAGAUGCAUGGUCUGAUUUCCCAUUUGAACAUUCAAGAUCAAGAACUUAUCGUUGGGGUGAAGAUGGUUUAGCAGGUGUAUCUGAUAGAAGACAAUUUAUAAGUUUAUCAAUGGCACUUUGGAAUGGUCAAGAUGAGAUUUUAAAAGAAAAAUUAUUUGGGGUAACUAAUUCUCAAGGUAAUCAUGGUGAAGAUGUUAAAGAAUUAUAUUGGUAUCUUGAUAAUACUCCAUCUCAUUCUUAUAUGAAAUAUUUAUAUAAAUAUCCUCAAAGUAAAUUUCCAUAUAAAGAAUUAGUUGAAGAAAAUGUUAAAAGAUCAAGAUUAGAACGAGAAUUUGAAAUUACUGAUACAGAUUUAUUUAAAGAUAAUAAAUAUUUUGAUGUGGUAUUUGAAAUGGCAAAAGGUGAUGAAGAUGUUGAAGAAUUAAAUUUUAGAAUAACUGCUUAUAAUAGAGGUAAUGAAGUUGCUCCAUUACAUAUAUUACCUCAUUUAGUAUUAAGAAAUACUUGGGCUUGGGGUACUGAAGAAUCAGAACAAAUUAAACCAAAAUUAACAAAACUUAAUGAUUAUACUAUAGAAGUUUAUCAUGAAAAAUUUGGUAAACGUUAUCUUACAUUUGCUCCAGCUCCUGGUAUUGAUGAUGAUUCACCUGAUGUUGAACCUCAAUUAUUAUUUACUGAAAAUGAAACAAAUACAAAAAGAUUAUAUGAUCAACCAAAUAAACAUAAAUAUGUUAAGGAUGCAUUCCAUGAUUAUAUUAUUGAUAAUGAAAAAGGAGUAGUUAAUCCAGAAAAUUUUGGUACAAAAGCUUGUGCAGCAUUUACAUUUGAUCAACAAGGAGGAGUUCCACCAGGAGAUUAUGUUACUAUUAGAUAUAGAUUAAGUAAAUCACCUGAUGAAAUUGAUGAAAGAGAACUUGAUGAAAUUUUUAAUAGAAGACAAGAUGAAGCAGAUGCAUUUUAUUGGAAAGUUUCUCCAAUUCCAAUGUCAGAUGAAUUAAGACAAGUUCAAAGACAAGCAUUUGCAGGAUUAUUAUGGACAAAACAAUUUUAUCAUUUUGUUCAUAAUUAUUGGUCUCAAGGUGAUCCAAAUACUCCUAAACCACCUAUUAAUCGUGCUAAUGGUAGAAAUAAAGAUUGGACUCAUAUGUAUAUUGAUGAUGUUUUAUCAUUACCUGAUAAAUGGGAAUAUCCUUUCUUUGCAGCUUGGGAUACUGCUUUCCAUUGUAUUCCAUUUGCUAUGAUUGAUCCUGAAUUUGCUAAAAAUCAAAUUGAUUUAUUAACUAGAGAAUGGUAUAUGCAUCCAAAUGGUCAAAUUCCAGCUUAUGAAUGGAAUUUUGGUGAUGUUAAUCCUCCAGUUCAUGCUUGGUCAGCUUAUAGAAUUUUUAAAAUUGAAAGAAAAAUGUAUGGAGUUGAAGAUAUUGAUUUCUUAGAACGAGUAUUCCAUAAAUUAACUUUAAAUUUUGCUUGGUGGGUUAAUAGAAAAGAUGCUGAUGGUAAUAAUGUAUUUGAAGGUGGAUUUCUUGGAUUAGAUAAUAUUGGAGUUUUCAAUCGUUCAGAAGAUUUACCAACUGGUGGGAAUUUAGAACAAGCAGAUUCAACUGGUUGGAUGGCUUUCUUUUCAUUGCAAAUGUUAAAUAUUGCUUUAGAAUUAUCUAAAACUAGACCAGUUUAUCAAAAUAUUGCUUCUAAAUUCUUUGAACAUUUUAUUUUAAUUGCUGAUGCUAUGUCACAUGUUGAUCCAGAUUCAGAUUUACCUCAAGCAACUUUAUGGGAUGAAAAGGAUAAAUUUUAUUAUGAUGCUAUUAGAUAUGGUGAUGGUAAUACUCAAUCUUUACCAGUAAGAUCAUUAGUUGGAUUAAUUCCAUUAUAUGCUUCAUUAACUUUAGAACCAGAAUUAUUAGAGAAAUUCCCAGCUUUUAAAAAGAGAUUAGAUUGGUUUAUUAAUCUGAGAAAAUCAAUUGCUGAAAGAAAUAUUGCUUCAAUGGAAACUAGAGGGGUUGGUGAAAGAUUAUUAUUAGCUUUAGUUAAUAAAGAAAGAUUAUUAGAUAUUCUUGAUCGAAUGUUAAAUGAAGAUGAAUUUUUAUCACCUUAUGGUAUUAGAUCAUUAUCAAAAUAUCAUAAAGAUCAUCCAUUUGAAAUGAAUGUAAAUGGUCAAAAAUAUGUAGUUGAAUAUUUACCAGGAGAAUCUGAUUCAGGUAUGUUUGGAGGUAAUUCUAAUUGGAGAGGACCAAUUUGGUUCCCUGUUAACUUUUUAUUAGUUGAAGCUUUACAAAGAUUUUAUUUAUAUUAUGGACCUGAUUUAAAAGUUGAAUGUCCUAAAGGGUCAGGAGAUUUUUUAAAUUUAGCUCAAUGUGCUCAAGAAAUUCAACAUCGUUUAAUGCAUUUAUUUAUUCCUGAUGAUGAAGGGAAUCGUGCAUGUAAUGGAGAAAAUGAUUUAUUAAAUAAAGAUCCAUUAUUUAAAGAUUAUGUACCAUUUUUUGAAUAUUUUGAUGCUGAUACUGGUCGAGGUUUAGGAGCUUCUCAUCAAUGUGGUUGGACCGCAGUAGUUGCUAAAUGGAUUCAUGAUAAUGGAGUAUCAUGUCGUAUUCCAAAGACUCCAAGAUCAGUUAAAUCAAUGAUUAAUUUAAAUAGACGUUCAUCAGUACUUUUACAUGAUACAGAAGAUUUUUCAAGUAUUGGAGAUGAUUUUAGUCAAUAUUUACCAAAAGCAGGUCCAUUCCCUGGUACAUUAUUUAGAAAAAGAUCAGGUAAAUCAUUAUUAAAUCUUACAGUUGGAGCACUUGAUUUAAAUGAUGAUGCAGAUCAUGGUAAACAUCAUAAUAGUAUGAAAGAACAAGCUAAAACUGAUCAAGAUCAAGAUGCUGUUACAUUAAAAGAAGUUAAAGAUGAAUUAGAUAUUUUAACUCCUUCAUUAUCUCGAGCUUCAAUUGAAUCAAAAGAUGAAGGACUUAUACUUAAUCAAAUUAGAAAAGUAUUUAGUCGUCGGGCUGAAGAAGAAGAAGAUGUAUCUGGUGAUGAAUUUGAAACUAGAAAUUCUUAGAAAUAAAUAAAUAAAUAAAUAAAUAAAUAAAUAAAUAAAUAAAUAAAUCCCUCUAUAUAUGGUAAUUACAAU
Scheffersomyces amazonensis is the source of this 3408-nucleotide messenger RNA. RefSeq lists its product as uncharacterized. NCBI's taxonomy places the organism in Eukaryota, Fungi, Ascomycota, Pichiomycetes, Serinales, Debaryomycetaceae. The record is from RefSeq and is a predicted model, not a curated record. Gene Ontology annotation, biological process: oligosaccharide metabolic process; protein N-linked glycosylation. Gene Ontology annotation, molecular function: Glc3Man9GlcNAc2 oligosaccharide glucosidase activity. Bases 181 to 3336 code for a protein of 1051 amino acids. The transcript has a single exon.